CACACAAAUACAAGGGAAUAGUAAACAAUUAGUAAAAACAUAAUCAUAAUCAUAAUCAUAGAAAUUUGUAAUGUCGGAUACAAAUUUAUAUGUAGCAGAGCCAUCUGUAAAUUGCACGGAAAUCUUUUUGGAUGAGAAAUGGAAGGGUUGGUGUCGUCUUUGUGCGAAAGCUGAUGGCCAAUACAUCAAUAUUAUAUCGGGACAGUGUUUACAACAGAUUAAUGAAAAUGGAAUUAAUUACGAUAAGAAUAUGGCCCAUGUAAUAGGAACGUUUUUUCGGGUCCAUAUUGAAGAGGAUGAUAAAUUGUCGCAGGUAAUUUGCGCCGAGUGUUGCGGAAGUGUAACAAACCUCAUACAAUUUAGUGAGCGCGUAAAUAAGGUCCAACAAAUGUACAAUGAACUACAGAAUUUUGCAGGCAAAGAAAAACCAGAUUUACAUUUGUUAUUUGUGAAGCAUGGAAUCCUAAAAGAUGAAUCAUUAAUUCCACAAUGUAGGACUGCCCUUCCAGUUGAAGAAAUUUUCGUUGCCGAUUUAGCGAGUCUAGACGUGGGUGAUGUCCAAAGUAUUAAUGUAAAACCUGAUAAAGUAUCGACUCAACUCCAGGGAGAGUCGUUAUUACAAAACGAAGACAAGAAAGAUGGGUUUCAUGAUCCGAUCGCUGAUGAUGAGGGAAAUUUCUACCAAAAUCCUUAUAAUUCGUCGGAAGAAGAAGGCAGUAGUGGCAGUGAAAAUAAAUGUAAUAAUAAAGAUGCUUCAGAAUUCGAAAACCGAAUGAUCCGAAAUAAUAGGAGUAGAAAAAUAUCAAAAAAGUGCCCUGAGAUCUCUGAAGUUGUCGGAAUGAUAAAUGACCACUCUUGCAGCAUUUGCUCACAGAGAUUUCAACGUCGAAGUACCUACUCUACGCACUUGAAGAAGAAACAUGGAGUAAUCAUUUGCUCCCAAUGUCCUAGUUCUUUCAAAAGUGAAUCGAAUCUGAAACGUCAUAUGAAUGAUCACCAAAAGUUUUUUAGUUGUAUACAUUGCGAUGAAAAAUUCGAAAAAAAGGGAUCUAUGAGCAACCAUAUAAGGAAUGAACAUAAGUCUUAUCAGCCAUUUGUCUGUGAAGCAUGUGGUGAAGCAUUACGUACAAAGAAGCAACUGAAGCAGCAUAUGUUAAUUCACUCAGAUUAUACGCCCUAUAAAUGUAAAGAAUGUGAGAAGAGCUUCAAAGAGAAAUACCGACUGAAGAGACAUUUGGAAAUACAUGGAGACAAACACAUUUGCACAGAAUGUGGGAAACAACUAAGUUGCCGGGCUACAUUAAAUAUGCAUAUGCUAGUGCAUUCCGAUAAAAUGCCCCACAAAUGUGAUUAUUGUGGACGAACAUUUAAGCGUGCCAAAACUCUUAAAUAUCACCUAAUUGCCCAUACUGGUCUUAGACCAUAUUCAUGCGACUUUUGUGAAAAAACAUUUUCCACCGGUUCAAGUUGUCGUUUUCACAAAAAGACCAUGCAUCCAUCGGAAUUAGCUGCACUGGAGGCUUCAGGAGCAAAGACAUAUACGAAAAAUGUACCAAACUUGGAUGUACUGAGAGCGGUAGCGCGAACGGGGGAAAAUUUUAUGCCUCUGGCAUCCAAACAAAAGGGUUACGUAAAUUUAAAAUAUACAAGGGAAAUCCAAUCAGACGAAGUAAAACCCACUGACGCUGUGAUAAUGGAUAAAUAGUAAACUAAAUAUUAAGAAAAAACUUAUAUAAGAAAACAAUGAAGUAUAAAUAUCUAAAUUAAUAUUACAGAACUUCAAUUUUUAUUUAA
Molecule: messenger RNA, 1794 nt
Organism: Anastrepha obliqua
Lineage: Eukaryota; Metazoa; Arthropoda; Insecta; Diptera; Tephritidae
Product: zinc finger protein weckle-like
Exons: 4
Coding region: 71-1705 (544 amino acids)
Biological process (GO): regulation of transcription by RNA polymerase II
Cellular component (GO): nucleus
Molecular function (GO): RNA polymerase II transcription regulatory region sequence-specific DNA binding; zinc ion binding; DNA-binding transcription factor activity, RNA polymerase II-specific
Source: RefSeq, a predicted model, not a curated record